AUGGAUUAUACAGAUAUUUACUUGCGUCAGAGGAGAAAAGAUGCCUCUUCAGUUCAAACACCUUCACGACCUGUUGAAGUUGAGAAUGCUACCGAUCAAAGAGUAGAAUGCAUGUUGAGAGGAGCCUUUUCUGUACAACAACUUGUAGAUCGUAUAGAAGGACUCUCAGUCAGAGUUGAUGCUUUUGAUGAAAAGAUGGUAAAUCUUACAAAACUGGUCAAAUUAGCUCAAGGGCUUCAAGAAGAAAAGGAAGGUGACCUUCGCCGUCAACAACAAGAAUUACGAGCACGUUUAAAACGACAAGAACAAAUUACAACACGUCUACAAGAAGAAUUAGAUAGUUUAAGAGAAAAAUUUUCUUCUGGAAUGCGAGAUACGGUAAAUGAAAUUCGACAAGAAAGUGUUAAUGACUUGACAAAUUUCCGAAAACAAAAUGGAGAGCAACUAAAUCAGAUAAAACUAGAUCUUGAAGUUGCUUUAAAUUCUUUUCGAAAGAAUUUUGAACAGCAAACUUUAACUUUGCAAAAGGAAGUUUCUACUAAAACUACAUCUCAACAGGAAGCUUAUAAUAAUCUUCGUGAACAAUUGUACCAUGUGGAAAAAACUAUCCAAACGCUUGAGGCAUCUGUAUCAAAUGAGUCAUCACGACUAAAGCCUUUAGAAGAAAAUAUGGAAAAAUUAUCAGAAACAAAUAAUACAUUACAACAAAAAAUAGAUGUCGCUACAAAUGCUAUAAUAUCUUUUGGAGAAGAUCAAACGCGUUCGCAUGACGCAGUUAUAGAAGAAAUAGAAUCUACGAGGCAGUGGGCAACAAGAAAUCUUCAGCGAGUCAAGCAACAUGUGGAAACUAUUUCUACAGAUGUUGCACAAUUGCAAAAUGGACAAGUUGAGUUGACAACACGAUUAAAUCGUGUAAGUUGCCAAGCUGAAGUAGAGUACAAAAAGCUUCGCGCACUUUUGGCACAAAAGGCACGGGAAGCAGAAGCUCUUGGUACUAUAGUUGGUAAAGAACUUGGAAAAGUUGAAGACAUGGCAGAACGGCACCAAGCCCUCCGCACUGAGGCCUCCGUCCUUAGAGGCGUAGCGUUCUAG
This is a messenger RNA of Trypanosoma theileri, 1092 nucleotides long. RefSeq lists its product as uncharacterized. Bases 1 to 1092 code for a protein of 363 amino acids. NCBI's taxonomy places the organism in Eukaryota, Euglenozoa, Kinetoplastea, Trypanosomatida, Trypanosomatidae. The transcript has a single exon. The record is from RefSeq and is a predicted model, not a curated record.